UACUAAUAGCCGCCUGCCACUCGCUUGCAUCGUGACUUUUGCUGCAGAUUCUAAGCGCAGAGUCCUCAUUGGUCACUUUGAAUCGAUCAUCUCAUGCUGUGAUCGACUUCGAUGCUCGCUUGCUGACGGGCAUCACAAUUCCUGCCAAUCUCACUGUUUGUGUCGAAGGAAACGCAAUGGCGGCAAACGGAGUGGCACCAAAGAAGCCCGUCUUACAACGCUUGAACAGUAUUCAGGAACGAGUGCAAAGUGCGGUGCAAGAGCACCGGAACGUCAUCAUAGACCUUCUCUCCCGAUACGUCAAACAGGGGCGUACUCAUCUGCAACCGCAUCACAUUGUUGAUGAGCUCAACAGCCUCACCGAAGCGGACAGGGUCACCGAGAUCAAGGACAGCGCAUUCGGAUUGCUUCUACUCAAUUGUCAGGAAGCGAUAGUGCUGCCACCUUGGCUUGGAUUAGCGGUGCGUCCAAGGCCUGGAAUCUGGGAGUACCUACGCAUCAAUGUGGAGGAGCUGAUUCUGGAGGAGCUCUCUGUUUCGGAGUAUCUGGGAUUUAAAGAACAGCUCGCCAAUAGCACCGAUGUGCGAGAUCCAUUCUUGCUGGAGCUGGACAUGGCACCUUUCAACUCCAAUUUUCCUCGCAUGACAAGGCCGUCCUCAAUUGGUCACGGUGUCGAAUUCUUGAACCGACACCUAUCUUUGAAGCUGUUUCAAACCGCUGAUGGCAUCGAACCGUUGUUUCAAUUUCUCCGAAUGCACACUUACCGUGGACAAACGUUGAUGCUCAAUGACCGAAUCACGAGCUUGCGAAGACUUCGUCCGCAAUUGGUCAAAGCGGAUGAUAUACUGAGCAAACUUCCAGAGGAUACUCCUUUUACCGACUUCGCACACAAGUUGCAGGAGCUAGGGUUGGAAAAAGGAUGGGGAAACACGGCAGGCCGUGUUGUGGAGACAAUCAAACUGCUGGAAGAUCUACUUCAAGCACCCGACCCGGAUACUUUGGAGAAGUUUCUUGCCCGCAUUCCUAUGGUCUUCAGUGUCGUCAUUGUUACACCGCACGGGUACUUUGGUCAAGAUGGCGUCCUCGGCUUGCCGGAUACCGGUGGCCAAGUGGUUUACAUCUUAGACCAAGUGAGAGCAUUGGAGAACGAGAUGCUUGAGAAUUUGCAGCUGCAAGGGCUCGACAUUGUACCGAAGAUCGUCAUUCUGACACGCCUCAUCCCAAAUGCUUUUGGAACGACCUGCAACCAGCGAAUUGAGAAGGUUCAUGGCAGUCGGUUUUCGCAUAUUCUACGUAUUCCCUUCCGUAACGAUGGACAAAUAUUGAAGAAUUGGAUUUCUCGGUUCGAUGUUUACCCCUAUUUGGAGACCUACGCGCAGGAGGCAGCAAGUGAGAUAUGUGCCGAUCUCUCAGGGCCACCUGACCUAAUUAUUGGAAACUACACCGACGGCAAUCUCGUGGCCACUUUACUAUGUCAGCACCUUGGAGUGACACAGUGCACUAUUGCACACGCUUUGGAGAAGACAAAGUAUCCAGACUCCGACAUUUAUUGGAAGAAUUUUGAGGAGAAAUACCACUUUUCAUGCCAGUUUACUGCUGACUUAAUUGCAAUGAAUCACGCCGACUUCAUCAUCACCAGCACGUACCAAGAGAUUGCUGGUAGCGCAAAGACUGUUGGACAAUAUGAGAGCCAUCAGGCGUUCACGAUGCCUAGCCUCUACCGAGUUGUGAACGGCAUCGACGUCUUCGACCCUAAGUUCAACAUUGUGUCUCCUGGAGCUGACAUGACUGUUUACUACCCCUUCACAGACAAGCAGCAUCGCUUGACAAAAUUGCACCCCGCAAUUGAGAAACUUCUGUUCAGUUCUGACCAGACAGAUGAGCAUGUGGGCAUCAUCGACAAGGACAAGCCUAUUCUUUUCACAAUGGCACGCCUCGACAGGGUGAAAAAUUUGACAGGCCUGGUGGAGCUGUAUGGGAAAAACGAGAAACUCCGGGAAAUGACUAACCUAGUGAUAGUUGGAGGUGAAAUCGACCCUGCGAAGUCGAAAGACCGAGAAGAAGUGAAAGAGAUCGAAAAAAUGCACAGCUUCAUCAAACAGUACAACUUGCACAACCACUUCAGAUGGAUCCGAUCACAGACCAACCGUGUGCAGAAUGGAGAGCUUUAUCGCUAUAUCGCAGAUGCGGGCGGUGUUUUUGUGCAACCUGCGCUCUACGAGGGUUUUGGUCUCACAGUGGUAGAGGCUAUGACGUGUGGCCUUCCCACGUUUGCGACAAUGCACGGCGGUCCUGCCGAGAUCAUUGUGAAUGGCAUCUCAGGAUUCCACAUUGAUCCUUACCAUCCCGAAGGAGUAGCUGAAGUGCUCGUCUCUUUCUUCGAGAAAGUAAAAACGGACCCUGGAGUGUGGACCCGAAUCUCUGAGGCUGCUCUGCAACGCAUAUAUUCUAACUUCACUUGGAAACUCUACGCUGAGCGCUUGAUGACACUCACUCAUGUGUACGGUUUCUGGAAAUAUGUCUCCAAUUUGCAGAGACGCGAAUCCAAGCGAUACUUGGAGAUGUUUUACACUCUGAAAUACCGUGAACUGGUCAAGACCGUGCCUCUUUCAAGCGACAACGAAAGUCCCGAAGAGAAGACGGAUAAGAAGGCCCAUAUGGGGCCUCCCACUGACGCAGCCCUUGUUGGUGUUCCAUUAGCAGCAGGAGAAAUCACCAAAGCAAUCCUGGAAUCUACUGCUAUACACUGAUUAUCCCUUUGGAGAUCUAUGGGUAUGUAGAGAUGGUACAAAGUGCAGAGUUUCUGCAAGAAUAGAACGUGCGUACUAAGAGUAACUAAUUUUUUCUUGUCUAUGUUUUUUCUCUUCUUCUUUAUUUUAUUUUUUUAUUUUUUUUACACAAUAGGAUUUUUAAAUCCAGUGUUGUUCAAGGUUGCAAUCAGGGGCUUGAGUUUGAUUUGCUCUCGGUCACUUUAGUUUUAUUACAGUUUCCCUCUACAGCAUGAGGGUUUUAUGUUUCAAAAUGUACCUAGUUUUCUCAUACAAUUGAAUAAUCCAACACAGCAUUAAUGGCUUGUUGAGAUUUUGCAA
Physcomitrium patens is the source of this 3089-nucleotide messenger RNA. Its product is annotated as sucrose synthase 2. Lineage: Eukaryota; Viridiplantae; Streptophyta; Bryopsida; Funariales; Funariaceae. Gene Ontology annotation, biological process: sucrose metabolic process. Gene Ontology annotation, molecular function: sucrose synthase activity. The record is from RefSeq and is a predicted model, not a curated record.